This is a messenger RNA of Juglans regia (Persian walnut), 1339 nucleotides long. RefSeq names its product protein TAPETUM DETERMINANT 1-like. The transcript has 3 exons. Gene Ontology annotation, biological process: cell fate determination. The record is from RefSeq and is a predicted model, not a curated record. NCBI's taxonomy places the organism in Eukaryota, Viridiplantae, Streptophyta, Magnoliopsida, Fagales, Juglandaceae. Bases 146 to 637 code for a protein of 163 amino acids.
CCUUUUUUUUCAUUGCUGUCAUAGUGAUUGAAAUUUGAUUUUCUUCAAGCAAAAUGACAUGAGAAGCAAGAGUAUCUUACGAGCCAGCCAAACUGCCAAUAAUAUCUAAGAACUAGAACAUUCUGCUACUCGAUCAAGGACUAUCAUGCUCUCGUCUCAUGUCUCCUUCCUCUACUUGAUGAUGCUUAUCAUUGCAUUCUGCAAUCUUGGACUGCAUUCAGCAGCUUCUAGUACGGAUUUUAAACAUUCAUUCCGUGGAGAUAACAACCAUUCAAGAAAGGUACAUGUAAAGUCAGAAAAGGCAUACUCAAGCUACAGAGAGCUUAUGGUGCAUGGCGGUUGCACGAAUAGAGAUAUAAGCAUCUCACAAAGUAGAGAUACCACAUCUGGAAUCCCAAGGUACAUAGUCCAGAUAGUCAACACCUGUGUUUCGGGAUGUGCUCCUUCAAAGAUUCGUCUGCACUGUGGUUGGUUUGCGUCUGCAAGAAUAAUAAAUCCAAGAACCUUCAAGAGGCUCUCCUAUGAUGAUUGCUUGGUUAAUGGAGGAAAGCCUUUGAAGAGCAGCCAAAUCGUCAGUUUUACUUACUCAAACUCCUUUAUGUACCCACUUGCAUUCAAGUCUGCUAAGUUCUGCUGAACAGCAAACAAGUCCAAAGGGCAUGAAGUAAUUGAAACAUUUUGCUAAAUGAUUAAAAUACCAAACCAAAGCAAAAAAUCCAUGAACCCCAAGAAAUUCAGGACUCCCUCGAAGAAAACCCCAUCACAAUAGCAGGCUUUUAAAACCUGGCAUUUAUAACCGAGACUGCCCAGUGAACCUUCUGUUCUCUCUUUUAAAACCCUAUGAGUUUUUGUUGGGUACCUUUUCAAUUCUGUCUUAUUUUAGACUUCCCGAUGGAGUCAAAAGCUACUGUUACAUGCUGGGCUGGUGCAUGGAAGGUCUGAAACAUGAUGCUUCUUUAACAGUCCGUGUGCUCUAUCUUCCUCUCACAGUUGUUUUCUUUUUUCCACACAGAAGAGAUAGAGAGAUAGAAGUUUUCUUACACUAGAUCUGAAGACGUGGGGUCUUCUUUCUAAGGAUGAUUGGAGCAAUACGGAGUGUCAGCAGUGGCUGUUUGGGAUGGAAUAACUUACAAAAUAUUGAAAGAAAAAGCAGUAGCACGGGACUCUCUCUCUCUCUCUCUCUCAGUUGCCAAAAGAGGUUGGAUGUUGGCGUAAGCGCUCACUGCUCAAGAACAAAAACUGAGGCAAAACACCAGAAGCCCUGUUGUAUGUAACUAUAUUGAGCAUUGUCGAGCUGAAUUUCUGUAUGUAUGUAUGUAUGUAUGUAUGUAUGUAGAGA